Messenger RNA from Coregonus clupeaformis (lake whitefish), 1913 nucleotides. RefSeq names its product cyclin-G2. Gene Ontology annotation, cellular component: cytoplasm; nucleus; cyclin-dependent protein kinase holoenzyme complex. The record is from RefSeq and is a predicted model, not a curated record. Gene Ontology annotation, biological process: regulation of cyclin-dependent protein serine/threonine kinase activity; mitotic cell cycle phase transition. Gene Ontology annotation, molecular function: cyclin-dependent protein serine/threonine kinase regulator activity. The annotation marks the transcript as partial. The transcript is spliced from 8 exons. NCBI's taxonomy places the organism in Eukaryota, Metazoa, Chordata, Actinopteri, Salmoniformes, Salmonidae.
AUCAAGCCAAGGUGGAUACCGUACGUGAUUGGCUACCGUGACAUUGACGUCAGUUUCUGGGUGUGGAAAUUCUCAACAACAAAAAGAAAAGAUAGCUACAGUAGAGAAGAGGAACAACAAACAGAAGAGGUUGGGCCCGUAGAAAAUCUCGAUGUAACUAACAUUACAGAGAAAGACUUCAUUAAGAUUGCUGUAACCGAGUCCAGUCUAGACAUGGAAACUGUGAAACUUAUGAGGGAGCUGAUCGCCAAUUUUGAACAGGAGAGGAAUUAUCUUCCGAAGGAAACAGGACUCAGUUUGAUCGAAUCGACUGGAGAGAAUGACAGCAGGGGAAUCUCCGCUAAAUGUAGGGACACCAAAGUGGAGGACCUCUGGAGCCUGACCAGUUUCUUUGGGUACAGUACACAGACAUUCGUUCUGGCAGUCAACCUGCUGGAUAGAUUCCUGGCCAUGAUGAAGGUCCAACCCAAACAUCUAGCCUGCAUCAGCAUUAGCUGCCUCCACAUCGCAGCCAAAGCAGUCGAAGAGGAGUGCAACGUGUCUUCCACCAAUGAACUUAUUCGUAUCAGCCAGUGCAAGUUUACAGUCUCAGACCUCACUCGCAUGGAGAAGAUCAUUUCAGAGAAACUCAACUUCCAACUCAAAACCAUCACAGCCUUAACCUUUUUGCACCUAUACCACGGAAUCGCACGCUCACACACCGCAGACAGGAAGGAGGCCCUGAACCUCGACACACUGGAGGCCCAGCUCAAAGCCUGUCUCUGUCGGAUCGCGUUCUCCAAAGCUAAACCGUCAGUCUUGGCCCUGUCCCUUCUCACCCAGGAGAUUGAAGCCACGCAGUGUGUUGACAUGUUGGAAAUAGCCCAUCAUGUUCAGAGACAUCUCAAGAUCGCUGACGUUGAGCUGCUACACUGGAGGGGACUAGUGGCCAAGUGUAUGUCCGACUACUCUUCCCCUGAAUGUAGCAGACCCAACAAUAAGAAGCUGGUCUGGAUCGUGUCGAGGAGGACAGCUCAGAACCUUCACACCAGCCACUGCAGCGUCCCUGAACUGCCAACCAUUCCUGAGGACUGCUGGGACGAGAGCGAAAGUGAGGACUCGUGUGAAGACAUGAGUUCAGGGGAGGAGAGCCUGAGCAGUUCGCUGGGCUCUGACGCGGACGGCCCUUACUUCCCUCUGAACUUCCUCUGCCAAAGAUACCGCAACAAAUACCACCAUACCUCCUAGACCAAAGCCCUCUGCGGGAGCCACAGUGCCUAGGUUUCAAUCACCUUUUAAUACUGCAGGUUCAAGUUCAAUUUAUGCUAAAAACGUAGCUAAAAGUUUUGCAACAGAAAACAAGCGGUCAUUGGGCACGUUCAGGUAGUCCCUCCCUGUGACAGUCUAUUUUGUUCCUAGUGAAUUCAACCCAGAAAACAGCUUCUCUAUAUACCGUAAUUACAUUUGUUGGGACUUCUAUAGGGCUACCACAGUGUGGCUCAUUACAGCAAACAUAUCAAUAUACAGCAUAUCUUCUUUUAAGCUAAAAACAAACAUACAGAAAUGUGAGAAGGCUUGCACAAUCCUGAAGACAGGCAGCUGAAUAUUUUUUUUUGUAGAUGUAGCGUUUUAUUUUUUAUUUUUUAUGGUGGUGCGUGUUUGGAUUUGUCUCACAUUCCAGCCACUUUAUAAAUAUGUCCCAAAAUGGCACCCUAUAUAGUGUACUACUUUUGACCAGAGCCCUAUGUUCCCUGGUCAAAAGUAGUGCUUUAUAAAAAGGGAAUAGUGUGCCAUUUGGGAUACACUUCUACGACGUGGCUGGAUUUGUCUCACAUUCCAACCACAUGGCACACUAUUCCCAAAAGUUGUGCACUAUAUAAGAGAAUAGGGUGUACAUACUGUUGUUCAAAAAGGACGGUUGUUGUCUUGGGGGG